Molecule: messenger RNA, 2267 nt
Organism: Bombus terrestris (buff-tailed bumblebee)
Lineage: Eukaryota; Metazoa; Arthropoda; Insecta; Hymenoptera; Apidae
Gene: mldr
Product: mitochondrial ribonuclease P catalytic subunit
Exons: 4
Coding region: 375-1895 (506 amino acids)
Biological process (GO): mitochondrial tRNA 5'-end processing; tRNA 5'-leader removal
Cellular component (GO): mitochondrion; mitochondrial ribonuclease P complex
Molecular function (GO): ribonuclease P activity; protein binding
Source: RefSeq, a predicted model, not a curated record
UAAUUUAAAAUUAAGACAAAAUAUUCGCUUUACUUGAGUGUAACUUUUAACAGCUUAUAUAUUGCAUGUAACUAAAAUUUUAACGCUGUGAGUACUUCAAGUUAGUGAUCUCCGUGUUGUAAAACUGGAUUUUACUUAUUAAAAAUUAUGAGAAGAAAAUAGGUUAAAAAUUUGACGUAUUCCAAAAUAAGUUUAACCUUAAUAUUUUUUUAAAGAAUAUUAAAAUAUAUCGUGCCUUUAUUGUUAUGUUCUGUUCAACCGUGAUUGCUUUUUGAGGUUAGAAAAUGACAACAGACUCCAUACAUUAAAGUGAAAAAUAUACCAAAACAUUUUGUAAUUUUAGUAAAAUUGAGAUUAAUUGAAAUAACAUAAAAAUGUUUUCAUAUAUUCGUCAAACAUCAGUGUUACGUACAAUUAUUAGAAAUGUAAACAUAAAUACUACUGAUCAGAAUAUUGAUAAAUAUUGGCAACAUAUACUGAAUAAUUGUAAAAAUGCAUUAACACAACCUAGUACUAUAUCAAAAGAAACAUGGGAAAAUGUAAGAAAACAUAUGAUAGAAUCACAAUGUGAUCCAUCUACUCUUGAUUUUAUUAUUCUAAACAUGUUUCAAAGAAUGAAAUAUCCAGAUGCUGGAAUAUCUUAUUAUAAAUUUUUAGCAGAUAAUAAUUAUAAACCUGAAAUUCCUGUUAUUACUAAAUAUUUACAGUUGUAUGACAUAAAAAAUGAUCCAAUAUCAGAAUCAGAUAAAGAACAUAUUUUAAGUUUGUACAAUAAUAUUAAUAAUCAGUAUACUUUAUUUAAUGAUCAGCUCAGUAAUGCUUUUAUUCAAUGCUUAUGUAAAGUGGGCGAGUGGGAGGAAGCUAUCAAAAUUAUAGAAAAACACGAAGAAAGUGAUAAAAUUUUCCUUCGACAUGGAUAUACUAACUUAAUUUCAUAUUUAUUUAAUCAUAACAAAGAAAAGUUGGGAUAUGAAUAUCUAAAGCUUAGCCUACAAAAAAGCAAUGGGCCUUAUGACAGUGCAUAUACUACGUAUUUAAAAUAUUGUUUAAAAGAAAAAGACACAUUUAAUAUGAAAGUUGAGAAGUUAUUUCUAAUGUGGAGUGCAUAUGGUAUUAAACCUAGUCAAAACACUGUAUUUGAAUAUAUGAAUGCAUGUAACGAAUGUGGUUGGUCUGUCAAUCAAACUGUAAUGUUAAGAUUAAGGUGUCACAAGUGUAAAGAAGACAUUUCACAAGAAAGUAUAUCUGACAAGGAUUACGAGCGUUUAUUGGAAGCUACAAAGAAAAAAUUGAUCUUUAAUGAAAUAUGUUAUGUAACUAAUGCGCAAGAGAUACAAUCGUUUAUAAAUUUUAUUGAUAAAAAUAAACCAUAUGACCUGAUCAUAGAUGGAUUAAAUAUUAUGUUUCUUGCUAAAAGAAGUAUGAAGUAUGAUCUAACAUAUGAACUCAAACAGAUUUUCAAAUCUUAUAAAGAGCAGAAUAAAAAAAUAUUAAUCAUUGCAAGAAAACAUAUGUGGAAGUUUAUAGUUAAAUCAGGUCUGCAAAGCGUAAAUUGCUUCUAUGUUCAAAAUAGCUCAAAAGAUGAUUUAUUUUUAUUAUAUGCGGCAUUUGCGAGUAAAAGAAAUGCUAGAAUUAUUUCUAAGGACUUGAUGCGUCAACAUAUAUUUGCUUUGCAAGACCUUGAGUUAAAUGCUCUCUUUAAAAAAUGGCAGUUCUCGCAUCAAUUUGUUAUUGAUACAAAGAAGGGUUACAUGCAGUUAAAUGCACAGUUUCCUAUUGACGCCACCGUUCAGAAGCAAAAUAAUAGUUGGCAUAUACCAUAUGUCACUAAUGAUAGAAUAUCUAGAAUGAGGCAUACAAGUACCAAAAAGUGGAUGUGUUUCAAAAUGAACUAAUAAAAUUAUAUGAAUAUAUUUCUGUAAAAAUUUUUAAAAUUGUAUCUAUUUUAGAAAAAUAAUAGAUGCCUUCUUUUUUUAAUACAUUCACAUUUACAUGAAUAUAAAAAUGUGAAUAUAUUAAACAGACGGAGUUAUGCUUGAUACUGAAUAAAAUGUUGUCAUAAUACAUAUGUAUAAUGCAUUACGUCUUUUCUUUUAAGUUUAUUUUAUAAAUAUAUAUAUAUUAUGCGAAUUUUUUACUUUUUUUAUCUAAUUCAUUGACAGGAUUAUGUCGAUAACAAAAUGUUUCUGUUGUACGAAAAUGUACUACCAGAUGGCGCAUAGUGCGUCAUUCGAUUUAGUUCAAUAAAAUUCGUGUCAUACAUUCCA